AUGGAAGUAGAAACAAUUCCCUCUUUAAAUGGAGCAUCAAAAGAUGAUACAGAAAAUAGUAUUUUAGAAAAAGCAAACGAACAUCAAAAAGAUGAAAUAAAAGAUAUUAGUGAAAAUGAUAGAAAAGAUUUGGAUAUAAAUGAGAGUGAAAAAGAAAAAGAAAGAGAAAAGGAAAAGGAAAAAGAAAAAGAAAAAGAAAAAGAAAAGGAAAUCGAAAAUGAAAAAGAAAAAGAAAAGGAAAAGGAAAAGGAAAAAGAAAAAGAAAAAGAAAGAGAAAGGGAAAGAGAUAGGGAAAGGGAAAGGGAAAGAGAAUAUGAAAAACAAAGGGAAAGAGAGAGAGAAAGGGAAAAAGAAAGAGAAUAUGAAAAACAAAGGGAAAGAGAACAAGAGAGGGAAAGAAGUCGAGAGUGGGAGAGAGAAAGAGAAAGAGAAAAAGAAGAAUAUGAAAACUCAAAAUCAUCAGAUAGAAUGGAUUAUGAAGAAAAUGACAAUAAAAAAACUAAUAAUAAUAAUAAUAAUACUAAUAACUAUAACAACGCUAAAAACAAACCAAAUACAAGAGAUUACAAUGAUGAAGAUAAUUAUAAUAACAAUGACUCUAGAGACUAUCAAUAUGAAAAAACCAACAAUAAUAACAACAAUCAAUCUCAAUCCCAAUCGCCUAUUGAUGAUAGUGAGUCAACAAUAAAUAUACUAAACCAACUAAACAAUAUUCCAAGAGAUAAUAAAAAUAGAGACUCAACUUCAUCUGAAACCCUUUCAUCUGGCGAUUUAUUUGUAAAUAGAAAUAUUAAAAUAAGCAACAUUGGUCUUCCAACAUCAAAUAAUUCAAAUCAUAGAAACAAUAGUUUAACAUCUGUUAUAGACGACGAUGAAAUGGAUGAUGAUACCGAUAACUUUUCAAAUGAUAAAUCACUUGGAAGUUCCAGAAGGAGAAGCCCAAAUCCCACAGAUCAUCAUCAUGAUACAAUGAUCACAUAA
Dictyostelium purpureum is the source of this 981-nucleotide messenger RNA. RefSeq lists its product as uncharacterized. The transcript has a single exon. The record is from RefSeq and is a predicted model, not a curated record. Bases 1 to 981 code for a protein of 326 amino acids. NCBI's taxonomy places the organism in Eukaryota, Evosea, Eumycetozoa, Dictyosteliales, Dictyosteliaceae.